GGGGCCUCUUGGGCUCGGGACUGGGGGUCUCGGCUGGCGGAGGAGGAAGAUGGCGUCGUCAAGGCUCGGAGUCGGGUCGCGCGGGCUCCCGCCGCCGCCGCCGCCGCUCUUGCUGCUGCUGCUGCUGCUGCUCGGGCCCUGGCCGGCGGCGGGCCACGGCGGCAAGUACUCGCGGGAGAAGAACGAGCCCGAGCCGCCGCCGCAGCGCGAGCCCGGCGGGGAGUUCCGCAUGGAGAAACUCAACCAGCUGUGGGAGAAGGCCCAGCGGCUCCAGCUCUCCCCCGUGAAACUGUCCGAGCUCCACGCAGACCUGAAAAUGCAAGAGAGAGAGGAGUUCGCCUGGAAGAAGCUGAAGGCUGAGGGCCUCGACGCAGACGGAGAGAGAGGAGCCAAGCUCCUACGCAACCUCAGCGUGAUCCUGGCCAAGUACGGCCUGGACGGCAGGAAGGACGCCCAGGCCGUGAACAGCAACUACCUCAGCGACACCGCCGAGGACGACAGCCUGGGAGACCCCAAGCUGGAGAAGCUGUGGCACAAGGCGAAGAGCUCGGGGAAGUUCUCCAGCGAGGAGCUGGCCAAGCUGUGGCGGGAGCUCCAGCACCACAGGGAGAAAGUGCGCGAGUACAACGUCCUGCUGGACGCCCUGAGCAGAACGGAAGAGACCCGGGAGAACGUCAUCAGCCCGUUGGACGUGAGCCGCGUCAAGGAGGACGUGCUGCACAGCAAGCACGCGGAGCUGAAGGACAGGCUGCGCGCCAUCAACCAGGGCUACGACCGCCUGCGCCAAGUCAGCCACCGGGGCUACGGCGCCGAGGCCGAGUUCGAGGAACCCCGAGUGAUAGAUCUGUGGGACAUGGCCAAGUCCGCCAACUUCACUGAGAAGGAGCUGGAGUCCUUUCGGGAGGAGCUUAAGCACUUUGAAGCCAAAAUUGAAAAGCACAACCACUACCAGAAGCAGCUGGAAAUCUCUCACCAGAAACUGAAGCACGUGGAGAGCUUCGGGGACCAAGAGCACGUGAGCCGGAACAAAGAGAAAUACGCCAUGCUGGAGGAGAAGACCAAGGAGCUGGGCUACAAGGUGAAGAAGCACUUCCAGGACCUGUCGGGCCGCAUCUCCAGAGCGCGCCACAACGAACUCUGAAGGCCGGGGAGGAGCGGGCGCCGGGCGGGGUCCGCCCAAGGACGGGCCCGGGCGCUCCGUGGCGGCGCUUGACGCGAACAGAACCUUGGAGGAGGCGUGCUGGGGACUGGCCGGGCGUCCGUGGUGCGGGAGGACGGCUCCGACUCCCCGAGUGCCCGAUGGGGGCGCGUCGGACUCGUGAAUCUGCCCCUGGAGAUACCGCGUCCGGAAAAACAUGUCGCGGGAUUUAAAUCGUCUGACGUGA
Prionailurus viverrinus (fishing cat) is the source of this 1385-nucleotide messenger RNA. It is a transcript of the gene LRPAP1, whose product is annotated as LDL receptor related protein associated protein 1. Gene Ontology annotation, molecular function: very-low-density lipoprotein particle receptor binding; receptor antagonist activity; low-density lipoprotein particle receptor binding. Lineage: Eukaryota; Metazoa; Chordata; Mammalia; Carnivora; Felidae. The transcript has 8 exons. Gene Ontology annotation, cellular component: plasma membrane; rough endoplasmic reticulum lumen; endoplasmic reticulum-Golgi intermediate compartment. The record is from RefSeq and is a predicted model, not a curated record. The coding region runs from base 50 to 1141 and encodes 363 amino acids. Gene Ontology annotation, biological process: negative regulation of receptor internalization; negative regulation of very-low-density lipoprotein particle clearance.